Molecule: messenger RNA, 2140 nt
Organism: Striga asiatica
Lineage: Eukaryota; Viridiplantae; Streptophyta; Magnoliopsida; Lamiales; Orobanchaceae
Source: the annotation of a GenBank genome assembly
CAUCUUUUCUCGUUUUCUCUGUGAAAGAAAUUGGCUUUCUUGUUUAUUGAAUUUGGUAGUUGAAGAAUAAAAACUAGGGUCCUUGUUACAGAUGGAAAUAGAUGAAGAUGGUGAAAAUGAAGAUGAAGAUAAUGGGUAUAUUAACGUUUGAUUUGAUGUAGAAGGUGCAUGGCAUGUGCUUGUGGAAAUGCCUGAAACAUGAACUUUGGGUUUUUUAAAAUGUGGAUGAAAAACAGACAGGAUAUACCAAUUAGGCCUGUCCUUUUGAAGUUUGGGGUGGCUUUUGUUAUUUCUAUUGGUGGCAUUGUUUUCACACUUUUCAGAAGCAGAAUAAUUAGGCCACCUCAAUCAAAACCUUCACACCCUUCUCCAGGUACCAACAGCCAGACUUAUUCAAGAGUCGAAAGCGGCGAGUUCAGGGAUGAUCGUGUUUUUCUGGAUUCACCCCUCAAGAAAAUAGCUUCCAACAACUCCAUCAGCGACCCAAGCCCUGCACUUGAAUCCUCAAAAUCAUGUUCCGAUCACGAGCAUGAAAUCAAACAUCUCCAGGCCCAUGUCAAAACCCUCGAGGAGAAAGAAAAGAAUCUCCAAAACCAGCUCCUUGGGAAAAACGGCCUCAAGGAUCACGAAAAUGCCAUAGUCGAGCUCAAAAACCAGUUGAGGCAGAACAACAUAGAGGCCAAGCACUAUAACCUCAAGAUCGAGUCCCUGAUAUCGAGUAACAAGAAGCUUGAAGCCCGAUUAGUCGACUAUGAAAAUGUCGUGACUGAGCUUGAGGGGGCUCGGGGAAAGGUGAAGGCAUUGAGGAAUAAACUAAAGUCAGCGGCCGAGCAGAAUCAAGAGCAGAUUGUGGUGCUUCAGGAUAGGGUGAUGAGGCUCAAGGAUAAGGAGAAGAAGACGGACGAGAUCAAUCAGGAGAUGGAAGCUGUGGUGAGGGAGAGGGAGGAGCUUAGGAGGGAGCUUGAGGAGAUGAAGAAGUCGAACCAAAGCUUAAGGCUUGAGAACUCGGACUUGGCUCAGAAGUUGGGUUAUGUGCAAAUGCUUGCUACGACUGCUUUGGACAAUGAAGAGGUGCUGGAACUGCGUGAAGAGAGGAAGAGACUGCGGAAGCAGAACGAAAGCGUCAAGGAGGAAAUGAAGCAGCUUCAGGCCAACCACCGGUCAGACAUGGAGGAGCUCGUCCACCUCCGUUGGGUCAACGCUUGCCUACGUCAGCAGCUCCGCAACCCGGACAAACCCCUCCACUCCUCAACCUCCGACCUCGAGUCGUCCUCCCAAGCCUCGUGCCUCACGGACGAGUCAGCCCCCGAGACCAACAAAACCGAGGGGUUGAGCAAGCAGAAGGUGUUCGAGAAGCUCAAGAAGCUGCUGCGAAGAGGAGGGAAGGGGCAAAACGGUAAAAAGACGAAGCUGGAGAGGGCGGCGUCGGUGGACGAUAUUGCGGGGAAGCUGGAGAGCGAGUUUUUGCAGUUGGAGGGCGGGAGUGAGUCGUCGUCGGUUACGAGCAGGCGCUCGUUCGACAUGCCGAGAUUGGGGUCGAGGGGGCGUAAGGGGCCCGUGGGCCCGUGGGAGAGCAGCAAUUGCUCGUCUAGGACUAUGGGCUCACUGACGGAGGAGGAGGAGGACGAGUAUUGGUUGCCUGGUGGGCCUCAGGUGCAGGAAGAUGUGAAGAAUAAGCUGCUCAAGUAUGCGGAAACUUUGAACAGGGCCCACUCCAAGAAGUUUCCUAAACAGGCUGCUGGUUUUGGGUAAUGUUGAUUUUUUUUUUUUUUUUCUUAUGUAGUUUUUGUUGUGUGUUUGUGUGUUUCUUGUUUAUGCAGAAGGAUGUGUUGAUAUAAGAAUGAGUGUACAUAUGGUAAAGUUGUCUUGUUGUUGCUCAUGAUUGCCACGGGUAAUUCAUGUUGACACUUACUUGCGUCCCACAUCGAGAUGAACUGAUUUUGCAGGAGGAGGCCUCAAUUUGUGAUUCCAUGAGCUUGAGAACACUGUAUUUUUUAGAAGAUCUUCAUUGGGUAAUUGGAUGUUUUUAGUUAUGCUCUCAGGCACUGAAUUAGUAUUUUCAUUGGGAUUAAGGCAAUGGGAAACUCUUUCCCUUUCUUUCCAAGCUAACUAAGUAUGCAAUGCAAUAAUUCAAAUUCUC